Messenger RNA from Drosophila takahashii, 1265 nucleotides. Its product is annotated as probable palmitoyltransferase ZDHHC24. NCBI's taxonomy places the organism in Eukaryota, Metazoa, Arthropoda, Insecta, Diptera, Drosophilidae. Gene Ontology annotation, cellular component: Golgi apparatus. Gene Ontology annotation, molecular function: palmitoyltransferase activity. The record is from RefSeq and is a predicted model, not a curated record. Gene Ontology annotation, biological process: protein palmitoylation.
UAUUAUUAAAAAGUUUAACAAAAUUUGAAAAAGCUUGCAGAAAUAAAAACGAAAUAAAAACUGUUUAGAUGAACAGAGCUAGCUUGCAUAACUGGGUCAAACUCAUAUGACAAAAACUAAUAUUUCCAAAUCAGUUCUCAAUCGACAAUAUAAUCUUGAAACUUUUUGGAAUACAUAUUUUAAUCAUGAGAUUCCGUUCGCUGAAGAAAAUCUGCCCGAAAAAGAAAAAGGAGCGACUACUCAUUCUAUUUAUUCUUUGCGUUGUGAUUGCGGUCUACAAAAUACUCAUGGGGAUAGUUCUGCCGGAGAUGUCGGAUUACGGGACACCCAGUUACAUAUUUCAACGGGUUCUGGGGGUCUUUCUCUUGUCAAAUAUAUUGUCGAACUUUGUCAUGUGCAUACUGGUGGAUUCAACCAUCGAUCCCAAGCGAAUGAAGGAUCAGUUGGAGCGAGGAAGGCACAGUGAGAACUGGCACAAGUGCGACGAGUGCCGGAUUUUUGCUCCACCUCGAUCAUCUCACUGCGAUUCGUGUGAUGUUUGUGUCCUGAAGCGAGAUCAUCACUGCAUCCUUACCGGUUGCUGCAUCGGUCAUGCAAACUAUCGAUACUUCUUCUAUUUUAUGUUCUAUAUGUUUUUAGGCUGCCUGAUCUCGAUAAUAUCAUCUUUUAUCUUUAUUUAUGCGCUACGUGGAGGCCGCUACAAAUUCAGUUUGCUGACUCUUCCAGCAAUUAUUCUUUCAAAAUUUUCAGGACAUAAGGAUCAGGAUUUGCCUUCAAUUAUUUUGAGGGCCAUUGAUUUAAGCUUUCCUGAUAAAUACGAGGUGGUAUUUGCAGUUACGUUCGCUUUGUUGUGGAUCGGGAUUUGCGGAAGUGUUUAUAUGAUUUGUGGACACUGGUCCGCUAUCCAGAAGGGAGCAGUUUGUUAUGAGUUCAAAAUUAAAAACUUUCCGUUCGAUCGGGGACUACGCCGGAACUUGGAGUCAUUUUUGGGGACACGAAUGAAAUGGACCUGGAUUUCUGCCUUCAUACCCAGCCCGCUGCCCUGCGACGGAUUCCACUGGGAGCCAAUUGAAACUGAUGAAAAAGAUGGGGGCAAUCGGGCUUCGGAAAAAACAUUUAAGGAUAUAUGAUUGAUGUUGUGAUUUCUAUCCGGCGUUUUCUUCGAAAUUGUUAAAAGUAUUGAAAGGAAACUUGCAAUUACUUAAUGAUGUAAAAAGCAUUUUAGAUACAUAUAACCGAUUAUCUCAUUUCAAAAUGUAACCACC